Messenger RNA from Planococcus citri (citrus mealybug), 1762 nucleotides. Its product is annotated as flavin-containing monooxygenase 3-like. The transcript has 8 exons. Lineage: Eukaryota; Metazoa; Arthropoda; Insecta; Hemiptera; Pseudococcidae. Bases 150 to 1436 code for a protein of 428 amino acids. Gene Ontology annotation, molecular function: N,N-dimethylaniline monooxygenase activity; NADP binding; flavin adenine dinucleotide binding. The record is from RefSeq and is a predicted model, not a curated record.
AGUUUACCAGUUUCGGUUACAUUAGUUUCAAAUUAGUCGAACCGAAAGUAAUACCGCGUAAAAUUUGAAUUUUGAGACGUCGAGUUUAUUUUACUUAUUUGAGAAUUUUUUGAUUUACGAAUUUUGUAUUUGUGCGUUCAAUUUUCAUCAUGGUGCAAGAAAAUACGAGUAUGAAAAAAGUCGCAGUCAUUGGUGCUGGAGCAGCAGGUCUUACUGCUACCAAACGAAUCACCGAACUGGGCAGUGGUUUUGAAUGCUGUACGUUCGAAUUAUCCGAUAAUGUUGGAGGAACUUGGGUAUACACUGAUAAAACUGGAAAAGAUGAAUAUGGAGUACCAGUCCAUUCCAGCAUGUACCAAGGUUUAAGAACAAAUUUGCCUAAAGAAAUCAUGGAACUGCCUGAACUUUCCCACAAAGGUCCCGAAAAUAGGUCGUACCUGACUUCGGCUGAAAUUCUGCAAUACUUCGAGGAUUACGCAGAUCAUUUCAAUUUAAGACAAUACAUCAAGUUUCGUCAUUACGUGAAAACAAUCGUACCGAUGCCCAAUGGCAGAUGGAAAAUCAAAGUAAACGAUCUAAAACGCCAAAAAGAUUGUAUUUAUUACUUCGAUGCUGUUGUAAUGUGCAUUGGUAAUUACAGUAAUCCAGUAAUUCCGAAAAUCGAUAACAUCGAAAAUUUCAACGGUGUUCAAAUGCAUAGCCACGACUACAAAGAACCAUCGAAAUUUAAAGGUCAAAAAGUAAUCGUAAUUGGUUCAGGAUCAUCUGGUUUGGACAUUUCAUGCCAAAUAUGUGGAGCUGCUGAAACGGUAUACCUGAGUCAUCAUAAUGACAAAAUUCGUACCAUUCAGUUCCCAGAUAACUUGGAACAGAAACCGGAUAUUGAAAAAAUUCGCGAUGGAAAAGUGGUAUUCGCAGACGGAACGGAGGUGUCUGCAGAUGCCAUUCUUUAUUGCACAGGGUACACGUAUAAAUACCCGUUCCUCGAUCCAGAAUGCAAAAUCACAGUGGAGAAUAUGGUUGUAAAACCGCUGUACAAGCAUUUCAUCAAUAUUGAACAUCCCACGAUGUGUAUCAUCGGAAUUCCAAGAGAUUGUCCUGGUUUCACGUUAUUUGACUUACAAGUUCGCUGCUUCUUGAAUACCCUCAAAGGAACUGUGCAACUUCCCAGUAAAGAAAGCAUGUACGCGGAAACGGAACAAGAGAUGAGUGAACGUGUGAAAGUGAUUGGAAAGGAAAAAUACUACCAUAUUUUGAACAAAUACGCCAAAACGUAUUUCGAUUCGGUGUCGGAAUUUGGAAAAUUACCUUUCACAAAGCCCGUAGUGUUCGAUAUUUACUUCUCUGGCUUGGAGAGAGCGAUGAAAGAUUUCCAAAAUUUCAGGAAUAGAAUAUAUAAAUUAAUCAACGAUCAGGAGUACAUGGUUAGAGAAUAGUUGGUUUGAAAUCAACGUACUGAUGGCGUUGUUCCUGAAAAUAGCAUCCUAUAUCGCUAUAUUUAUUGCUAUUGCGUUUUCGCAAAUAUGUACCUUAUUUUAUCAUGUUCCAUUUUGUCAUACCUACGUAAUUUCAUUUGGGUCAUUCUUUUUUAAGAUUUUUAUAUACUUAAGUAUUUCCCUAUUAGAUCUAUAAGUGCGUUACAAAUUUGAGUCUGGUGAUUACAGUUUUAUAAUACGUAUUCGAUAAGUAUUUAUUAUUUUUUAUUUACUUGAAUAAGUGUACCAUUAGUGUACUUCACUAAAUAAAAUUUUAAAACACGAAA